GGCUAGAUGGAAGGUUAGGUUAAAUGUUUUGGCAGCUCAACGUCUCAUAUAAAAACCCAUCCUUCUGAAACAAAGCUGUUUACUUCGCCUGAAAACCACUCUUCCAAAACCACUCUUCGCUCUCCAGCUCUCUUCCUAGGUCCCCGUCUUCUCUUUCUAAGAACCCUUCUUCCUCCUGAUACGUUUUAUUGCCAAUCCAUAUAUCAUCAUCAUCAUUAUCAUCUUCUCCCUCUUCCUUGUAUCUGUACAUACACGGAAGCUGUGAUAAAAAAACGACCAUGAUCUCUGCGUUUCUUUGACUCCCUAUAGUCUAUGCUUCCACUGUCUCUGCUGCUUCAAGUACAUAGCAUCAGUCUUCUAUUUCUCUUUCUAUCUGUGUCCAUGUGUUUAUAAUCAGCUUUUCUUUCUUUGCUUGGUUUUUUUCAGAUACUGAUACAAAACAAGCAACAAUUCAAACAUGGCGUUUCAUCACAAUCUUUCUCAAGACCUUCCUCUUCACCAUUUCUCUUCUGAACAAACCCAACAGCAACAGCAACAAAAUAUACCCGAAAGCAACGCCGCACCUAAUUGGCUCAACACUGCUCUCCUCCGUACCCAACAACCACAACCACCAUCUCACUCUCACUUCACCGAUACUAAUUUUUUAAACCUUCAUACCACUUCUACUACCAACUCCGAUUCUACUGCUUCUCAGAAUCCUACCCAAUGGCUCUCCCGCUCUUCCUCUAUACUCAACCGUAACCACAGCGAUGUUAUCGAUGAUGUCACCGCUGCAACCGCCGCUGACUCCAUCAUCGUGGGUACUAUUUCCCAUGAAUCACCUGAUUUGAAAACCAACACAAAUAACAACAGUGGGACCAUGAACAACAAGAGCGAAGGAGGGGUGGUUGAGAGUGGUGGAGGAGGGGAGGGUGUCGUUAACUGGCAGAAUGCGAGGUACAAGGCAGAGAUACUGUCUCACCCGUUGUAUGACCAGUUGUUGUCGGCACACGUGGCUUGUUUGCGAAUCGCCACUCCGGUGGAUCAGUUGCCAAGGAUUGACGCCCAGCUUGCCCAGUCACAGCACGUAGUGGCUAAAUACUCCGCCCUCGGUGGCGGGACUCAGGGCUUGGCCGGUGAUGAAAAGGAGCUUGAUCAGUUCAUGACACAUUACUUUCUGUUGCUUUGUUCUUUUAAAGAACAAUUGCAGCAACAUGUUCGAGUCCAUGCAAUGGAAGCAGUAAUGGCCUGCUGGGAGAUAGAGCAGUCUCUGCAAAGCUUAACUGGGGUUUCUCCUGGUGAAGGAACAGGUGCAACAAUGUCUGAUGAUGAUGAAGACCAAGUUGAUAGUGAUGCAAAUUUGUUUGAUCCAAGUUUGGACGGUUCAGAUGCCAUGGGAUUUGGUCCCCUUAUCCCAACAGAGAGUGAGAGAUCUUUAAUGGAGAGGGUGAGGCAAGAACUGAAGCAUGAAUUAAAGCAGGGUUACAAAGAGAAAAUUGCUGACAUUAGAGAGGAAAUUUUGCGCAAGAGAAGAGCAGGAAAGUUACCUGGUGACACAACCUCUGUUUUGAAAUCUUGGUGGCAAUCACAUUCCAAGUGGCCAUAUCCUACUGAGGAAGAUAAGGCAAGAUUGGUACAAGAAACAGGCUUGCAACUAAAGCAGAUAAAUAAUUGGUUCAUCAACCAGCGGAAGAGAAACUGGCACAGCAAUCCUUCAACUUCAACAGUCUUGAAAAGCAAACGCAAAAGUAAUGCAGGUGAUAGCAGUGGUGAUCGUUUCAUGUAAAUCAAAGAACAACAUCUCCUGUGAUCGAUCAAUCUUUGAUCAUUCUUCUCUGCUCCAGCAAUCAAUAAAGACAUCCAACAUUAUAUAUAUAUAGAUAGAAUCUGUGGCUGUAGCUGCAGUAUGAAUUCGAGCGAAGGAACCAAAUAUUUUGCUUCUAGAUAAGAAGGCUAACAUAGGGAGACGGUAAGGGAAGCUCAAAACAAGAGCAUAUAUGCAGAUGGUAGAAGCAGAUGUGAUCAUGAGAAAAUGUUAUUAGGAACUUGAAAAUUUUCAGAGAUUUUAUUACUGUAGCUGAGUUAGAUAAAGCACCUUGUGGAUCUUGAUACCUUGCAGGUUUAUGAUUUUUGUUUAUAUCUGUGAAUAAUAAAAAAAAUAGCUAGAGGAGGUUAUGGGGUGUACAGUGUAAUAAUCUUUGCAUGCUUGAUUGUUAAGGCCAUUAUAAAUAUUAGAUUAUUGCUCUUUUCUUGGCAAUGUAGAUGCAUUUGGGA
Molecule: messenger RNA, 2253 nt
Organism: Manihot esculenta (cassava)
Lineage: Eukaryota; Viridiplantae; Streptophyta; Magnoliopsida; Malpighiales; Euphorbiaceae
Product: homeobox protein knotted-1-like 3
Exons: 6
Coding region: 458-1765 (435 amino acids)
Biological process (GO): regulation of DNA-templated transcription
Cellular component (GO): nucleus
Molecular function (GO): DNA binding
Source: RefSeq, a predicted model, not a curated record